UGUGAGACCUGACCGCCUAUUGGCUGCAUCAUGUCGAGACACUGACGCACGCGACGUCUCUCCUCUAUUGUGGCGUGCACGUAAGGAACGGGCAGGAUGCACGAGUAGGCAGUAGGGUUGAUAUAAGGAUAAAAUAACAGAGAGACCCCAAGGUAACGCAGUACAACAUAUUAGAAAAGAACAUUAGCUUAUUACAUUAUAAGGAUUCAAAGAAACAUUGGGCCCGUGAACAAGGCAGAGGUCUGAUACAAAGGACUGUAAACAAACAGCUGCUGUGGUCAGCACGUAACGUUAGAACGCGCGGAGAUAUCUGAGCACAACACGCCAGGCAACUGUCUGAUAGCUGAGCGAAAUUUCUGUCCAAAGUUCUUCUCUCCACUCCGGCUUAUGUGGACUGAUUCAGAGCUGGGACAUCAUGAUGCCAGUGAACUUUCUGGUCACGCACUGGCUGAUCAACUUAACACCAGCAGCAUCAUGUUGGUGAACCCCCCAAGCAGCAAUGAUGCCUGCCUCAGCAUUGUCCACAGCCUCAUGUGUCACCGGCAGGGUGGAGAGAAUGAGGGCUUUGCUAAGCGUGCCAUUGAGAGCCUGGUGAAAAAACUGAAGGAGAAGAAGGAUGAGCUGGACUCGCUCAUCACUGCCAUCACCACCAAUGGCGUUCAUCCCAGCAAGUGUGUCACCAUCCAGAGGACGCUGGAUGGAAGGCUGCAGGUGGCAGGGAGGAAGGGUUUUCCUCAUGUGAUUUAUGCACGGCUGUGGCGCUGGCCUGACCUCCACAAGAAUGAACUCAAGCAUGCCAAGUUCUGCCAGUAUGCCUUUGACCUGAAGUAUGACAAUGUGUGUGUCAACCCCUACCAUUAUGAGAGAGUGGUGUCUCCAGGCAUUGUUGGUCUCAGUCUUCAGAACACAGCAGCACCUAGCGGGCUCAUCAAAGAGGAAUACAUUCAUGACUGUAUACAGAUGGACCUCCCACCCGGCAUGCCUCUGUUAGAUCACCAAGCAGCCCUGAAGCUUCCUCCUCCAGACUGCUAUGGCCAACCCCUUCCUCGACCACAGCUGUCCUCGAAGCCGCAUGGCCCCCCACCUGUAACCAGAUACACUAACUUGCCUGUCUCACCCAAAGUGUCUGGCUCAGGCUCCAUCCUGCCACUGCAGGGCAGUCACAGUGAUGGCUGUCUCCAAAGUACAUCCCCACAGGCUCAAGUCAUGCCCCCAGCACAACGGUCUCCGAGCCCAAGCCAACCCCCACCUCAGCAACAGGCUGCCCAACAACUCUCACAGCCCCCCCGCCCACAGCAACCCUCCCUACCUCCUCCUCACUCUCAUGGGCAGAAUGGAUACAGCAACAAUAAACACUCCCAGAGCCAGGCAGCCUUCCACAUUUGGACAGGCAGCAGCACAGCCUCCUACACUCCUGUAGGACUCCAGUCGAACGGGCGUAGUCACCAGCAACCUUCCCUCCAUCAUCCAAACCACCACUGGUCUCCACAUCAUUGUCCAACCUCUUUCCCGCCAUCGGUGUCCAAUCAUCCAGAGUUUUGGUGCUCUAUCUCCUACUUUGAAAUGGACGUCCAGGUGGGUGAGAUGUUCAAGGUGCCCUCCAGCUGCCCUGUAGUGACUGUGGAUGGUUAUGUUGACCCGUCAGGAGGCGAUCGCUUCUGCCUCGGCCAGCUGAGUAACGUCCACCGUACAGAUGCCAGUGAAAGAGCCAGGUUGCACAUAGGUAAAGGUGUGCAACUGGAGUGUCGUGGUGAGGGCGAUGUCUGGAUGCGCUGUAUGAGCGACCACGCUGUGUUUGUACAAAGCUACUACCUUGACAGAGAAGCAGGCCGAGCACCAGGUGAUGCUGUGCACAAGAUUUACCCUGGAGCCUACAUCAAGGUGUUUGACCUGCGGCAGUGCCAUAGACAGAUGCAGCAGCAAGCGGCGACAGCUCAGGCUGCCGCUGGCGCCCGGCCUGGUCCGGGUAGUGUUGGAGGUAUCGCGCCUGCAGUUAGUCUGUCUGCAGCAGCUGGGAUCGGUGUAGACGACCUAAGACGACUGUGCAUCCUGCGGCUCAGCUUCGUGAAGGGCUGGGGCCCUGACUACCCCCGGCAGAGCAUCAAACACACCCCUUGCUGGGUAGAGGUCCAUCUACAUCGAGCUCUGCAGCUUCUGGAUGAGGUGUUGCACACCAUGCCAUUGGCAGACCCAGGGCCUGCUAACUAAAGACAGAGACCAAGUUCAAAUUCCAAUAUGGAUUCUGAAUAUUCACACACAGACACACAUUUGGAUAUUUCUGCUUCAGGCCAAAUAUGCUAUCUAAUUAAUAAAAAAGAAAAUCAAUCAGAAACACAUGGAAAACAGAGGUGACCAACAACACAUUAUGCUUGUAACAAUCAGGUACAAGCUUCUCUCAGACAUAUGUACACAUACACACGGACACAGUGAAACCAGAAGGUCUGUAUCCACACAGACAUAAAGGUUCUGAUGUCGUUGGGAAUUUUCUAAUGCUUUAUGCUCUACAAUCUAAAGUCAGAUAAAAAGAAGUGGGGUCUCUGAAGGUAAAGAUUUUGAGUUUGUGUCCUUGCUAGUGUGUGUGUCCUAAAGACAUUAUUAUACACUGCAGAAAUCCAGGGAUGUUUCAGAAAUGCAUUCCCUUAUAUGCAAUGUGGAUUUCUUCUAAUUGUGAGAGUGUUGGGCUGAUUGACUCAUGGAAUACACACAGACCUGUAAAUAAUGUUCUCCAGGCGUGGACAACACUCAGACAGAUAACUGCUUACCUCUGGAAAAGUACAUUCAGACUGAAUCCAAACAGCAUUAAACCUCUCUUUAUGUCUUAACAACAACAGAAGGGAUGCAGAAGUAUAGAUUAAGGAAGCCAGUGUUUUGUCAUCUCUGUGCUUGUACUGUGCUCUUCAUUGUAUCUUGAUCUAAACUCCAACUGUUAACAUCAAUAGCUGGUUAUCCCUCAUAUUACACUCAGCUCAAACUAUUUUAUUUUUGUACCAAAAGUCUAAAAAGUGAAAAACAUUUAGCUUUAAAGUUGUGUUGUUGUUCUUUGUAAUGAAGCAGUACUACUCUGUAUGUAACCAAAUGGUUGGUGGAAAUCACCAAAGCCAGAAUACCUCAUAGCUACAGUGCAAAGUCACAGUUCCCUUUUCCGCCUAAGCCGCACACACUUUGUUCGUCACUGAUAGGCUGAGGUCAGUUUGAGAUUAUAGACUGGGUAGAGGCAGUAAUGGACACACGGACUGAAAUUUGGUAUGCUCUGCAGUUUUACAGCACAAUGGACUUGUGAGAGAGAAUUAUAGUGACUUGUAAUGCACAGAGACAGAAACCUGAGUGCAUGUAUUGUCAGACCAAACAUCAGCCAGUGCCUUUGUGUUCUGUGGUCUGACCUGUUAGAAUAUCAUCUCUUCCAGUCAUCUCUUACAAACAUGUAUCUAGCAGUUUUUGUGAACUCUGGCUUGUUGUUUCCAGCAAGGUCAUGUGUGUGACCAUAAAAGAAAAGGAGGAUUGAAAAUAGCUGGAGCCUGCUCAGUUUGGGCAGGGACCUGUGUUUCAGGACAGUGAAGACAUUGUCUUCUCUCAGUUUAUCUGUCAUCACUCUUUUUAAAUUCCAUACAGCACAGCUGUCACUGACCUGGAUGUAUGCGUUUCCUGUCAGAUUACUUUGAGAUCAUAAAAUAAUUACCUGGAGCCAAAACUAACAGUGGGUCUUAUCUUUCUAUUAGGAGUCCUCCUGAAUGCUGCUGCAGGUUCCAACCAAAGAGCUUCCUCUUACAAGAGCUCGUAAAUUAGAUUAGAUGAAUGAAAAGAUAAAGUCCAUUAAAUAUAAAGUUAAUUUAAAAUCAAAAAUUGAAUCAAAUGAAUGAAAAGUUCAAAAAUAUUUCAUGUGGUGAUUAUUUCCUACUUUCAGUGGGCUGUCAAACUGGGUUUGAAAGAUACCAUACACCUAGGUGCCCUUCAAACUACAAUGCUUUGUGAAUUAUUCUCAGACCAAAACCUUAGUGGUCUAAAGAUGGGACUGACGCACAUCGCUUUUAGGAGUUUCUCCUAGUCAGCAGCUACUUUUAGCCCUAGAAUGUUUUGUGAACACAACCACUUGAUCACUGACGUGAGUGCAGCAGGGCAUAUUGUUAACCUGAUUAGCAGGAGACAUGAUCGGUACGCUGUGACUUGUUCAGUUAUCCAACUACAAAAACACAACUAAAUCCUGGGUUAGUAUGUGUUACUAACACAAGGUAAGAAACGAUGAGAAAUUUUUCUGCCAGAGUAAAGCUGAUGUAGUUUCAAAUGCAGUUUUCCUUAACCAAAGGGGGGGUGGGGGGUUUGAGCAUUGGUGUGCUUGGUAUUUUCCUGCCAUGAAUGAAUGAGGUUCUCUCAUACCCUUUAAAAGCACUGCCAGAAACCUGACUUUGAUUGAUGACACUGAUGUCAUGCACGGAAAUAUAUGGAAUACAGCAGAGAAAGACUCUCCUUCUCUCUUCUUCUCCUACUAGUUAUGUACGCCACUCUUAAAUUGUGAUGGGAAAAAUCUUGACUAUAGACGUAAUGCACAUAACGUUUCACUCAGCAGUCUGCUAAUUUCACUGACCAGCUUUUGUGUAUAGAAGACAGAAAGACUCUGGUCCUGUAACCAGCAGCAAUUGUAUAGUAUAGGUUACAGCUGCAUCCAGUGUGCAAAAUACACGAGGGUUGUGGGAGUCUCAAGCUUUCUGAGCUCAGAGCCCCAGAAAAUCUCAAAGUGGAAUUUCAGGGGGGGGCUUGAAAUGUGCCAAUUUACUUUUUAUUUUUCUUCCAACACAAUUUAUUUGCAUGUUUAAAUGUUAAUAAUACAAAAGUACAAUAAAAAUAUAUUGCAAUCACUGUUUUUAUGGUGUUGUACCAAAAGCAAUCGUCCUCCAGAAACUGAUUGUGCUUCACAUGAGCGAGCAGCUUGUCAACGAUGCAUCUUUUGUUGAGAUCACACCAUCAUAAAAUGCAAAAUAAGACAAUGUAUAUUCUUGUAGUACUUUAUAAAAUGUGAUCAUUUGAGGAAAUUGUAACUGAACAGUAAGUGACAGCAGCACCAAACUAAUUUUACCUGCUGCCUGUAACGUGACUGAUCGAGACAUCUGCAGGGAAUUUAUUAUUUAUUAUGGCUCAUGAGCUGCUUUCAUGUAUUACUUUAUGAGCGUAAGUGUAAUUAUUACUAUUGUCACCCACCCCCAACACUUCCCUUUGCCCCCAGGUCAAAAGGAGACCCUUUCCAAAAUGCAUGAUGUAAUGUGUACCCUGGAUGUGCACAUGGAGUGUCAUGACACGUGCCAGCCCUGUUUGAUCAUAUUCAUAUCUAAAGCCACAUACUGAGGACUAGUUUAUUUCACCUGAAAAUAAUGUUUCUAAAUUAUCACCCAUAUUCCAUAAUUCUGAUAAUUUCACAUUAAACUGUUUACAGUGAAUUCUGGCAGAUCAGUUAUGGAUUUACAAUAGGACUGUUGUUUACAUUUGGGUACCUGUUCUUGUGCCUCCCAGUCUAAACUCUUGUCAGGAAAAUUGUGAAAAAAAUGUUGUGGUCAGGUUUCAGUGCAAAUCCAAUUUGGGGUCAGAAUGAGCACCAACAUUGCACUGCAUUGCCUAAUCGGCAUAAACAUGACCUCAGCAUAAGCACAUUCAUUCAUGGCAGGAAAAUACCAAACACACCAGUGCACAAAAAACAGUACACUUGUGCCCAAGGAAAACUGCAAAGACCACACUGGAAGCUCCUCUAGGUUUGUGCUGGCAGAAAAAAGACUUUACAGAGUGAGCAGACAGUUUGUACCACUGACCAUAUUUUACUGUCCAAGUUAGUCAAAUCUUACAAAUCUUAAAAUGCCACUCUCUGUCUUUCCACCAACAGAAUGUGUUCUAGAACAAAACAUUAGCAUAAAAAUACCCAGAGGCACUGUCUAACUCAGACUGCAGAGUGCGUAGAGGAGGAGCGUUUACACUGAGCCAUAAGUAUUUCAGCAUACCGACUCUAUGUGUAGUGUAUAAAGAUAUACAUCCAUCCAUUCAUUAUCUGGAGCCAAUCCCAGCUGACAAUGGGUGAGAGGCAGGGUCCACCCUGGA
Monopterus albus (swamp eel) is the source of this 6075-nucleotide messenger RNA. RefSeq names its product SMAD family member 10a (gene smad10a). Gene Ontology annotation, molecular function: RNA polymerase II cis-regulatory region sequence-specific DNA binding; I-SMAD binding; DNA-binding transcription factor activity, RNA polymerase II-specific. Gene Ontology annotation, cellular component: heteromeric SMAD protein complex. The record is from RefSeq and is a predicted model, not a curated record. Lineage: Eukaryota; Metazoa; Chordata; Actinopteri; Synbranchiformes; Synbranchidae. Gene Ontology annotation, biological process: BMP signaling pathway; cell differentiation; regulation of transcription by RNA polymerase II.